CGUUUGGCAGGUUGCUUUACAUGCUUCUGCCAGCCUGACGAACUGCUUUGCAAGCCUGGACUGCUCUGGUGCUAUGCGCAAUAGGCCGACCUCUAGGUGCUUUAGCCGAUGAAGGCCGUUUCAGGACAUAGCCCGCAGGCACAGCUGCAAGCACUUGCUAGCAGCGGGGGAACCGAAGAUGCUGUCACGCUGAAUUCGAGCUUCUUGGAGUUCCUAAACGACGAGCUCGUUUUCGGGUCAGAGGUCUUGGAUGCUCCAACUUUAGAAGCGGUCUGCAAGGUGGCGGAUGGGCAGCGGCAGGUACCGUGUGGUCGUGGGGACGCAAUCAAGCCGUCCCUUUCGGCCGCUCAGCCAGGUCCGUCAGUGCAACCGACAUCGACGCAGGCACCGAAACGGUCUCAGGAGGAUGCAGGGCUCUCAGAUUCUGAUGAAGAUGAUGAGCCUAGCAAAGGCGAGAAGUCUUCGGGCAAGCGGUCGAGAGGGGGAGAAUUGAGCGCUGCGGCAACCAAGAAGGCCUGCCGUGAGAAAGCUAGGCGUGAAAAACUAAACGAACGGUUUCUCGACCUGGCGCGGCUGGUGGACCCUAACAGCGAGCCUAAAACGGACAAGAGCACGAUUCUUACCGAUGCAAUUAAGUACGUGCAGCAGCUUACUGUUGAGAACCACCAGCUUCGGCAGCUGAACAAAUUCCUGGAGGAGCGUGUUUCCACUCUUGAGCGCGAGCGGGGCCAGCAGCUUUACCAGCAAAGCCUCAUGAUGAACGCCAUGGGGCCAGCGCCAAUGAUGGCGGCUGGGCAGCCAAUGCUCGUGGGCGGAGCCGCGGGCAUGUUGGCCGGCCCAAGCGCAGGCAUGCAAGGAGCGCCCAUGGGUCACCCGCUACCCGCCGCCAACAUGGCAUCGACCAGCGGCGCGCUCUUGGCCUCCAGUAGCAUGCCCUCAACAUCCACGCCGCCCCUUUCCUCGUUGUCUAGCCAGCAACAGCAGCAGCACCCACACCCGCACUCGCUCCCGCAUGCGCAUGCGCAGCAGUCCGGGCCAGGCGGCCUGAUGGUCCAUGCGCACCAAGGGGGAGUCAUGAUGGCGCAUGGGCCAGGACCGAUGCUGGCGCAAACGCAAGGCGGGCUCUUAGCGCAGCAGGCGGGCGGUGGGAUGAUGAUGCAGGCGAGCAACAGCAUGAUGGCGCAGGGGCCGGGGAGCUUGUUAGCGCAGUCGCAGUGCGGCAUGAUGACACAGGGCUCAGGCGGGGUGAUGUCGCAGGCGCCAGGGGGCUUGCUGGCGCAGGCGUCAGGCCCCAUGAUGGUCCAGCUGCCCGGUAUGUCUGGCGGCUCGGCAGCAGCAGCGGGAGUGGGGAUGGGCGGUGGUCCGAUGAACUCGGUCGCAGCUGCAUCGGGCGUGACGUUCCUGGGCGGUGGCUCGGGUGCCGGGCCCAGUAAGCCCAUAGUGGUGAACUCUAGACCAGGGAUAUAUCCGGGCAUGUACUGGCUGCCGCCGCAGCUGACGGACAGCACGCAGGACUCGCUUCUGCGUCCGCCAGCGGCGUAGGCGGACGCGGGACAUUCGUGUUGGGUUGGGCAGUUGGUGCUAGGGCAGCAGCACUGCUCUGCUGCAUUAGAGCUGCCAGGACGGUGUGACUGUGGGGGCGUGAUAGGGUUGAACGCAGAUAAAGCUACAGUAGCGGCGUUUCGGAACGGGGGGACGGACUUCGGACAUUAACGCACAUGCUCUGCGGCAGACGUUGCAUCCAUCCUUUGGCCGUCAUGGUGCGGGUUGCCGUGGUCGCCACUAAGAUCCGAUCGGCAGGUUAUAAACCUUCGACGCUUUCCCUCUUCACAGCGUCGUCCUUAGAGCUGCUGACGACUUUGUUAACUCAUGUACAGUUAUUGACGGGAUCUAAGUGUGUGGUGGGUUCUGCAGACUUCUUGACGUUUCAGGCAAGGUGUACGGUUGGCAUGUGAAAGUAUGAAGACAUGUACGUUUUCCGCAAGUUUUGUGCUUCCUGCGGAGUUGGUAGAGCAGAGUUUGGUGGCAGCGUGAGCUUGAUGGGAGGGAUGGCGAACUAACUACCUGCUCCCUGGCGUGUUUUGGGUUGGGACGCGAGCACGGCGCACAUAGAAUGUCAAUGAUGCUGGAUAACGUGCACAACGAAAACCAACAACGCCGCUGCUGGGGGUGCAGGUGGGCUCUCGUGCGUUUUUGACUCCCAUGACGACGUUUUCUGUUAAGUUGCGAUGCUGAGAAAGGGCGUCUCGUCGUAACGAAUGCUGCUAUAUGAUGGCUCCCAUGCAUUGACGGCUAGGCUUGCCUAUAACUGAGCGGCAGCCGUCUGGAGAACUCUUUCACUCCAUCUUUUUAUGCCUGGUGGUCCGAACCGGCGCUUCCUUGCAGCGGUUGUGUGGGUACGUGUGUUUCUUGUGCUCGUGUGUGUGACGGGUUGUGCAUGGAGGAUGUCGGUGCGUGUGGUUUCGGGUGUGUAUGUGUGUGUUGUGCCUCUGCCGCUGCAGGUUUGCAUAUGUCUCAUGUGCCCGUAAUACGUCCCCCCACCCAAUGGGUGGUAAGCAUGGCAAGGCAUUUUUGUGUAUUGCAUUAAUUGUACUAUUGCAGCGGCUCGCGAUUGUUCGUUGAUAGUAGUGGAUUCUGGUGCGACCUUUCCGCCGUGUUCCACGCCUCCUCCUGAACUCCGCCACCUUGUAAAUUUAGCCUAUUGGUCUCUUUUA
This is a messenger RNA of Astrephomene gubernaculifera, 2714 nucleotides long. NCBI's taxonomy places the organism in Eukaryota, Viridiplantae, Chlorophyta, Chlorophyceae, Chlamydomonadales, Astrephomenaceae. The record is from the annotation of a GenBank genome assembly.